AAAAAGCGAGCUUUUUAUGGGGAUUUGGGAGUGGCGGUGGCUCAGAACUGCAAAGGAGUUCAUGUGGAAGUGCAGGCGAUAGAGGAAGUGAGAGGGAAUGAGGAUGGAAUUGAAGGGUUGAAUAGAGCCUUGAGUGCUGGGUUUGAUGUGAAUUAUAGUUCACCUUUUGACAUUCAAAGAUGCAUAGGAUGCAUGUCGACUAAAGGAAUAUGCGGAUCCAAAGAUGAGUUUCAGUUUACUUGCUAUUGCCCUGAUGGAACUAAUCAUUCUUUGGAUUGUUCUCAUCAUCAUAGUAAAUUGAAUUGGAAGAAGAAAGUUGCUAUAGGAGUUGCUGCUGCUGUGCUUAGUGCAGUUAUAUUAGGCAUUGCCUUUAGUCUCUAUUACCGUCGAUGGAAGAAGAAUUUUCAAGAUGUAUCAUUUAUACCAUCUCACAGCAUGUCUUCUUUUUUAGAAGACACUGAAAAGGGACAUCAAAAAUACUCUGGACUCCAAUUCUUUGCCUAUAGAGAACUUCAAGAGGCCACAAACAACUUUGAUUCAGACAGAGAACUAGGAGAUGGAGGCUUUGGGAAAGUAUAUUUUGGAAAACUUGGAGACGGCCGUUUUGUUGCUGUGAAAAAGAUGUAUGAGAACAAUUACAGGACAGUAGAGCAAUUUAUGAAUGAAAUUGAGAUCUUAACAGGCUUGCGCCACCAAAAUCUGGUAUCAUUGUAUGGAUGUAAUUCCAGCCACAGCAGUGAAUUAAUGCUUGUCUACGAAUAUGUUUCGAACGGAACAGUUGCAGAUCAUCUCCACGGGCAGAAAGCGAAAUCUGGUGCUCUAUGUUGGGAUACUCGAAUGAACAUUGCUAUAGACACAGCUAGUGCAUUGGUAUAUCUUCAUGCUUCAGACAUCAUCCAUAGAGAUGUUAAAACCAAUAAUAUCCUUCUUGAUGAUCACUUUAGAGCCAAAGUAGCAGAUUUUGGACUCUCAAGACUAUUUCCAAACCACUUAACUCACAUUUCAACAGCGCCACAAGGCACACCUGGUUAUGUUGAUCCGGAGUACCACGAGUACUACCAGCUGACAGAUAGAAGCGAUGUAUACAGCUUUGGAGUUGUGCUGAUUGAGCUAAUAUCUUCAAUGCGUGCAGUUGACAUAACAAGGCAUAGGCAUGAGAUCAAUUUGUCCAACAUGGCCAUGAAGAAGAUUCAGAGUGGUGCGUUGCAUGAGAUUGUAGACAAAAGCCUUGGAUUCGAAUCGGAUUUGAGGGUAAGGAAGAUGAUCAAUGGUGUUGCAGAGUUGGCAUUUCGGUGCUUGCAGAGUUCUAAGGAUAUGAGGCCUUCAAUGGUACAAGUGUUGGAUACUUUGAAGGAUAUACAAAGUGAUGGGAAAUAUAAAAGCAAACCAGAGGUGAUGGAUAUAUCAAAACAAGAAGAUAACGAUGCAACCCUGCUUAAGAACGAACCACCUCCACCUUCACCUGAUUCAAAUGGGAAAGUAUAGGUAGAGAAUGAGAAUACUAAACAAUAUGAACAAUGGAUAUGUCGAAUGUUUAA
Messenger RNA from Arachis duranensis, 1538 nucleotides. RefSeq names its product LEAF RUST 10 DISEASE-RESISTANCE LOCUS RECEPTOR-LIKE PROTEIN KINASE-like 1.2. The coding region runs from base 193 to 1485 and encodes 430 amino acids. Gene Ontology annotation, biological process: protein phosphorylation. The record is from RefSeq and is a predicted model, not a curated record. Gene Ontology annotation, molecular function: protein kinase activity; ATP binding. NCBI's taxonomy places the organism in Eukaryota, Viridiplantae, Streptophyta, Magnoliopsida, Fabales, Fabaceae. The transcript is spliced from 4 exons.